UCAUCGACAGGUACUUGUAACUUUGUGAUAGAUGCAUUCUGCCUGAUUUGUUUACGUCAUAGAUCUUUGUUCCAAACAGACUUUAUAAGUUAUCCUGGGCGUUAGGUCUGUCUUUGUGCAAUAGAAAGCUUAAGACAAUGGGGAAAAACACCGGUGCAUUUGUGUUGUUAUUUUCCUUAGCCGUCCUUCACGGCGCCUCUUCGUGGCUUUUCCCAAAGAAGACAGCUAACUGCCAACCCGUGGGAAAGCCAUUUUAUUUCGGAAAAACAAAUAUAUGGUGCAUGUCGUUAUUCCCGCGCAGGGUCUCACGAUCGGUACAUCGCAACCCAUUUGGAAUAUCUCAUCGAUGGAUCUGGUAUGACGGAUAUUACUUAGAGUUUGGGACCCGGCCCCAUGCCAGCGUCGUCAUCAGAAACACUCAUCCAAUGGUCGGAGACUUCUGUCCAAUCAAGCCAGAGAAAAAUCCAGCGGGAUUCAGUGUUCUUCCGGUAGAAUGCAUCAUUGGAUGCGCACGCAACUACGAAAGAGUUUUUGGGAAAUUUAGCAAAACGAAAAAUAACUGUCACAUGUUUACAAACAGAAUGGCGGAUAUUCUUUGUCAUAACACAGUGUGUCCUAAUUGGUGUAUGGCGUAAAUUAACGUUGAAAAUAAAUUGGAGUAAAAUUUUAAAAAAAUGUUACCCUUAUUU
This is a messenger RNA of Magallana angulata, 689 nucleotides long. RefSeq lists its product as uncharacterized. NCBI's taxonomy places the organism in Eukaryota, Metazoa, Mollusca, Bivalvia, Ostreida, Ostreidae. Bases 138 to 635 code for a protein of 165 amino acids. The transcript is spliced from 3 exons. The record is from RefSeq and is a predicted model, not a curated record.